Messenger RNA from Nasonia vitripennis (jewel wasp), 3186 nucleotides. RefSeq lists its product as uncharacterized. Bases 2374 to 3069 code for a protein of 231 amino acids. Lineage: Eukaryota; Metazoa; Arthropoda; Insecta; Hymenoptera; Pteromalidae. The record is from RefSeq and is a predicted model, not a curated record. The transcript has 4 exons.
AGUUUGUAACUACUUUGUACUACUCUAAUCUUAUCUUAAAAUGAUAACUAAACCUCAUACAUACUGGAAAACUCUUUUAAUCUUCUUUCCGUUACAUUGCAAUUUAUAUUUCAUAAAAUUGACAGAAAAUAUACAAAUUUCUCUUUUCAUAAAAAAUCUUGUUAACGUUUUUUACAAACUUUAAAAUCUAAUUGGGACUCGUGUCAUGCAGGUAUCCGUACCACGACGGGUAGCUCAUUCUUUUACCGUGGAUUCACAACGCAUUCAUGCUAGACAGAACAAUAUCGUUUAAUGUUUACUUGUAUUGUCAAAAGGUUACUUACAUAAUUUGCAAUAAUGAGCCUCUUCGAAUUUUUAUCUCGAAGGCGAUUAGAGUGCAUACAGAUCACAAGACUUCGAUCGGAAUCAGCUUUGUGCCAAAUUAUACACCGUAUUAUACAUAACACGGUGUAUAAACAAGCGUGAAGUCACUAGCCAGCGGCACAACCAUAGCCAUAGGACCAGGUGACGAGCGCAACUCGCACCAAGCGCCGCGAACACAUUCACCCACCAGACACGGAUACCGACACUAACAUCCACACCACGGGGCUAUAUAAGGCCGACCGCGAAGCAUUAAAACAAGUUCAGUUCGAACUCCUGAUCCAGGGUUAUCAUUCUCUAACUAUGUCGCCGACAUAACCGACACGCAGCGACGCAGUAAUAUACACUGGUAAAUCGAUCAAAUUCAUGAAAAUAGACCUGUUUUUUUGUUUUAUGGUUGAUUCUAGAGCUAAUUACCAUGAAUUUCUAUCCUAUUUACUUCUUUCUAUUAUUAUUACGUAGCGUAUAAUGUAGGGUCAUAGAUACUUGCAGCUUUGAAUAUGUCACUCGCAUUAUUCCGACAAAAUUCCAUAGGUAUGUCAGAUGUACAUUUUUUAUUUAACCAGAAAAUUUACACUAGUGAAUUACAAUAGUGACUUACACUCCGCAAUGCACCAGUAAAUCCCGCAGAGGUACUCGCAGGUACCUGUUGGCAGGACUGGCCACUCUUAUCUACUAAAACUUAAUACUAAUUACAAUUCCUUUAUUAUAACACAUUUCCCCUUACAAGAGAUCCUCUUACAAUUUAAUUUUUAAAUAGAACCUAAAAUUUUCAUCCCUAGUAUUUUAGCAUAUCAUUCAUUCAUCCUAAUCCAUUCCUUUAUUUUACUUUUCGCUGUUUCAUAUUUGUUUACAAACAUUAUAAUUAACAGCUAAUUCAGCGUCGUAGUCGGCACUGAAUAUCGACAGCCUCUAAAGUAAAUGCGCAAAAACUACGAGAACAAUUCUCUUAUCAUACGCGUGAAUGAUAUGAUUUUUACCUUGAAUUAUAGUCUGUAAACCGUUAUCAAAUAGUUGCGAUCUUAGAAAAUAAAGCCGGAAAUCUACAAACUUCACUACAUCACGAUGUGAUUUAGAAGUGAUGAGAAGUGUACGACUGCAGUAGAUAAAACUACGAUUAGAGCAAAUAAUUCACGAAAAGUGAAUUAUGGUGCAACAUGUGAUGAAAAGUUUACUCCACUCGAUACUUCUGUGGUAUAAAAUUAGAGAUAUACAUAUACUUGCAUUCACAAUGAGUAGAAAUCACGCCAUUAUUUCCGACCGUGCAGUCAAUACGCAGUAAUUUCUGUCCAGAAAGUUUUGCCCAAAUCGGGCCCAGAAAAAUUCGCGUCUGAUAAGAGUUUCUGCGCGGAAUCAGGUCAUUUCAUAGAUAUUGUUCAUAUUAGCACGAUAAUAGCGCCAAAUGUCUUGUCUAACAAAACUAAGCUUAAAAUUUAUACCCGUUGGAACACUCAUCAUGGCUUCAAGUAUGUACAUGAGAUAAGAAUUUCAUAUUUUGCUUGACAUCGGUAAUCAGGGCCAAAAUCUCAAACGAGCCAAUUGAAAUGAUAGCUUAAUUAAGGAAUUUUUAUUCAUCAGCUCUUAGUAUUUCACAAAAGAAUACAUUUCAAUAGGUUUCGAUUUAUAGUUCAGAAGCUAUUCAAAAAAUUCAAAAUAAUGCCUUGGGUCGUGGUUUUCAAUGAUCAAACAUGAGAAUUUUCUAAUAUUUUCUGGCAAGUGGCUUAAUAGGGAUCGAACAAUUUAACUUCAUUAUCAACUUUACUAGAUUAACUUAUCAAGAAAUAAAUUUAUAAAUGUGUGCUUCAUGACUUGGCUAUGCACGGAUUCAAAUUAUCUGUUGAGAAAAGAGUGCUACAAUAAGCAGAUUUCCAGAAUAACUCGACUUGUCCGUUGUCGUUGUAGUGCAGUGUAGCUCAGUCGUCGAGUGAGAUCGGUGGCCUCCCCACGGUUCCUCAAGAUCGAAAUCGGUUUCAGUGCGCAGAUAAACAGACGUUCAAGACUGACAGCUUCAAAAUGACAUUCCCAACCACCUCCAUAAUAUCUCUGCGGAUCCUGGGCCUAUUCCCUUUCCAAAUGCACAGUCAUUACGUUAUGUGCAGGAAGCUCAUGCGAGAAUUGGCAGUCAAAGGUCACCGAGUCGACGUCUACAGCUACUUUCCGUUGAACCAAAAAAUACUGAAUUACCACGACUAUAGCUUGGCCGGAACCUUGCCAGCUAUCUCGAAUAACAUGAGCUUCAAAGAGAUUCCGCUGGUUUGGGGAUCGGACUCUAUCAAAGAAUGGCUCAAGGCGAUGGGCAUACCGAUCUGCCGGCUAUUGGGGCUGCCGAUUUUCCAAAACCUGCUACACGAUCCACCGAUAGAUGCACCUUAUGAUCUUGUUAUAAUCGAGUUAAGCGCCGCGCAGUGCUACAUACCAUUCGGUCGACGAUUAAAUGUUCCUGUAAUCGGUGUAGUGACAACGCCCUACCUGUUGGACUGGCAGUACGAUUCAUUCGGAACACCGAUAAACCUAGCAAUCGAUCCAAGCUGUGCCAGCCAAUACGAGGCGCGAAUGAAUUUUCUGGAGAGACUUGACAACUUUGUGCUCUAUAACAGGGCGUAUUGGACCUUCGUUCUAUCGACUCGUGAACACGACAAAGUCGUCGAGAGGAUCUUCGGUCUAGGACUACCGGAAUAUAUUACCGGUUUCAGCAAAUUCAAGUUCUGAAACUCAGGAGGCGAUAUACUACGGCUUACCAUUGCUGGGCAUUCCGCUCCUCGGUGACCAGCACUUCAACGUAAGGGCCUCCGUCAAGAGGGGAAUAGCCGUUAAACUCGAUCUACA